AUUAAUGGAUAUUCAUGUUUGUUCCGCCCACAGGAACUGAAUAUAUUGUAACACUGGCUGUUUUGAGGUGUCUUCAUGGAUCAGUCAGUGCUGCAGGAGAUAAUAAAGAUGUCCUGGUUUCUGCUGCUGAUGUUUGGGUGUGUUCGUGCUUCUGAAUUCACGUUCGAGCUGCCGGAUAACGCCAAACAGUGUUUCUAUGAGGACGUUAUUAUCGGCACUAAAUGCACUCUUGAGUUCCAGGUGGUGACUGGAGGUCAUUAUGAUGUGGACUGUCGUCUGGAGGAUGCUGAUGGAACAGUUCUGUAUAAAGAGAUGAAGAAACAGUACGACAGCUUUACGUUCACCGCAGCGAGAAACGGCACUUAUAAGUUCUGCUUCAGCAACGAGUUCUCCACCUUUACACACAAGACCGUGUAUUUUGACUUUCAAGUCGGUGACGACCCUCCACUUUUCCCCAAUGAGAACAGAGUUACUGCUUUAACACAGAUGGAAUCCGCAUGCGUCUCCAUUCAUGAGGCUUUGAAGUCCAUCAUCGACUAUCAGACGCAUUUCCGUCUGCGUGAAACUCAAGGCCGCAGUCGAGCAGAAGAUGUGAACACCCGAGUGGCGUUCUGGUCCACCGGCGAGGCCCUCAUCCUGUUAGUGGUCAGUAUCAGUCAGGUGCUGCUUCUGAGGAGCUUCUUCUCAGACAAGAAAACCACCACGACUCGUGUUGGGUCGUAACAUCGCUCGUCUCACACGGUCACAUCUCCAAGGGGUUUAGAAGGAAGUCGUUUAAACCACACCUUGACCUUGCUUCCUUUAGUCAUGUGUGUGAACUGAGAUCUCCAUUAUAUGUUCAGGAAAUUCUUCAUUUAUUUUGUUGGUGUGUGUUGGAUUUUUACUCAGAAAUGUAAGUAAACAGUAAUGGAUGUAUAGACACACUGUUGUUGUUUGAACAUUGUAUCAUCACUGGUAAUGAUUAUAAUAUGAUUAUAAUAUUGGACUUGAAGCUUUAGUUCGGUCUAAAUAGAUCCACUAUUGGUUUAUCUGUGUUGUGAUGUCAUAGUCAUAGUUCUCCUCAUGACGUUGCUGUAAUUGCUGUUUUAUAUGAGCUGUUUUUUUAAUAGCUGUGCAUUGCUUUCUUUACCUGUCUUUGGGGUAAUAAAUGUGUGGAACGCCUCACAGCGUCUUCAAUAUAUACUGAAAACUGACAAUGUUUUAUUCACUUUAAUAUAUUUGAUCCAGUGCUCUGAUGAAUCUUUAAAUGGUGCUUAAAACACGUGUGUGUCGAUACAUCUGAUCAAUGUCCAUUAAAAGACCCAAACAUUGCUUUAUUUAUAGAUCUGGUCGGUGUUUUAUGAGCUGGUUUUGCUUUGAUAUCUUUAGAGUGUCAUUAGUGUACUGAAGUAAUUUCAGUAAAAUAAUCAUUUUAAACGCUCUGAUCUGUUUUAUGUAUUUUGCUUUCCAUAAUUCUAGAAACAUCACUUAAAGAAAUGAACUCUCAGUUCAAGUGUUUAAUGUGAGUUUAAACUUUUCUCUUAAGUAAAUUAUUUUAAUCUGGACAUCACAAUUAUAUUUUCCAGCCGUUAAAAUAAAUGUUUUCUGAACACAAUUGUGUGUCAUGAAGAAUAAAUCAGAAAUCCAGAGAGUUUCUGGAAACACU
Messenger RNA from Xyrauchen texanus (razorback sucker), 1645 nucleotides. Its product is annotated as transmembrane emp24 domain-containing protein 7-like. Gene Ontology annotation, biological process: intracellular protein transport; endoplasmic reticulum to Golgi vesicle-mediated transport; Golgi organization. The transcript has 4 exons. NCBI's taxonomy places the organism in Eukaryota, Metazoa, Chordata, Actinopteri, Cypriniformes, Catostomidae. The record is from RefSeq and is a predicted model, not a curated record. Gene Ontology annotation, cellular component: endoplasmic reticulum-Golgi intermediate compartment; endoplasmic reticulum; Golgi apparatus. The coding region runs from base 76 to 723 and encodes 215 amino acids.